This is a messenger RNA of Naegleria lovaniensis, 936 nucleotides long. RefSeq lists its product as uncharacterized. The record is from RefSeq and is a predicted model, not a curated record. NCBI's taxonomy places the organism in Eukaryota, Heterolobosea, Eutetramitea, Acrasida, Naegleriidae. The transcript has a single exon. The coding region runs from base 1 to 936 and encodes 311 amino acids.
AUGUCUUCAUCAUCAUCAUCGGACCAACAACAACAACAGCAACCAAAGAGUGGAGUCGACUUUAUUAGAAAUCUUCGUCAAUACACCACUCAACAAACACCUGUUAGUUAUCAAUUCGAUCAAAAUACACCUCCUCCAGAAUAUUUGGAAAUUGAAGAGGAAGGUAGUAAUCGUAUUUUGGAACAAUCCAUGGGCAAUAUUGGACGAGCCUAUAUCGGAUCCUUGGGAAUAGGUGCAAUGCAUGGAAUCUAUAGAGGUAUUAGAUAUGGACAAGGAGGCUCAGUCAAGAUUCGUAUUAAUUCUAUUCUCAAUCAGGCAGGUAUUAGAAGCGUCAAGUUAGCAAACAGUGUUGCUGCUGGUUUGAUAUUUUACUACAUGACUGAUAUCGGAAUGUUUUACUUUGGAAAGAAACCAGAAAGUGAAGAACAACAGAAGGCCCGUGAAGAGAAGGAGGCCACUAAAAACAUUGCACAACUCACUAGUUUUAAUGUUUCCGGAACUGACAAAACUGAAGAAGAAGAAAAAGGUGUGGAUGAAUAUGAUGAAUUGAAGAAUUCUCCUGUUAAUGCCUUCUUUGCAGGUAUGCUCACUGGCUUAGUUUAUGUAGCUCCAGCUCCAUUUGCAAAGAUUGUACGAGGAAGUCUUGUUGGUGCUUCACUUGCUCUUGCAAAUUCAAUCUAUAUUGGACGCUUUGACCCUUUUACACCAUUAGAAAAUAACACUUGGAUGAGGGAUUGGGUCAUGCCAAUUUAUCACAAAAUCGCCCCAGAAAGAUUUACCACAUUAUUUAGAGAAUUGAAGAACCCCAAUGGUACUAAAUUAUAUCCUAAAUUUGAGUCACUGAUAUCGUCGAGAUUUUCAGAGAGAGUAGGAUAUACCCCAAUUCCUAAACUAUCUAAUGAGAAAGAAGAACACAACAACAAUAACCGAGAUUAA